This is a messenger RNA of Sclerotinia borealis F-4128, 1047 nucleotides long. The record is from the annotation of a GenBank genome assembly. Lineage: Eukaryota; Fungi; Ascomycota; Leotiomycetes; Helotiales; Sclerotiniaceae.
AUGUCAAGAUGGGCAACUUUCGCGGCAUUCGAUGUCAUCAGCUUGGUCGGUUUCGGAGAAGCUUUUGGUUUCGUGGAUACUGCUAGUGAUGUUGAUGACUUGAUUGAGGAACUUCACAAGGGUUUCUUCUAUUUUGGUAUUGUUGGCAGAUUGUAUCCUUUCGUUGAACUCAUCAAGAGAACUUGGUUUGGCCGAUUCCUUGUCUCUAGCGAAAAGGACAAGGGAGGAAUGGGUUUCUUGAUCAGAUGGACAAACCGAAUCAUGAAAGCUAGACAGAAGGAACUUGCUGAAGGAAAGGACAACGGCAGAGUUGAUCUCUUGCAAUCAUUCUAUGAGGCCCGUGAUGCCCAAGGACAGCCACUCACCGAUGAUCAUAUCCGAGCUGAAUGUAUGCUUUUGUUCACAGCCGGUGCCGAUACCACCGGAACAACCAUGGGUGCAAUGAUGGCAUAUCUUCUUUCCAACCCAACUGUCUACGCCAAAAUGGUGGCUGAGAUUGACGCUGGUUUCAACAGUGGUGUUCUCUCUUCCCCCGUUCCAGCUGCCUCAGAAGUCUCCAAGAAUUGUCCAUACUACGUUGCCUGUGUCAAAGAGUCCCUGCGCUUAUGUCCUUCGGCUCCUAACAUCUUCCCGCGUCUUGUCCAGGCAGACCAUGCUCCUCUAGUGAUUGAUGGGAAGACCAUCCCAGUCGGAACUGAAGUCACUAGCACUGCCUACAUGGCAAACCGUGAUCCGGCAGUUUAUGGAAAGGAUGCUGAAGAAUUUAGACCCGAGAGAUGGUUGGAGAAUGAUGGAGAAGCUGGUAAAGUUUUCGAUAAAUAUCUGGCUACCUUCGGAUAUGGUACUCGCAGUUGUUUGGGUAAAGACCUUGCAAUGAUUGAAUUGAUGAAGACUCCUUUGAUGUUUUUCCGCGCAUUUAACCCACGCUUAUGUCUCCCAAGCAAGGAAACCCCAUCCCCCAAACGUAUUUUGGUCGGCGCAAUGUUCUAUUGGGAUGAUAUUUGGAUGAAGCUUGAGAAGAGAGAUAUUCCUGGGUUUUCUUGGUAA